AUGGAUUCUGCUCAUUUGCGCCGCAAGGAUACCACAAAGGGUCCUCCACUGAGGAUUCUCUCGCUCGAUGGCGGUGGUGUACGUGGCUACUCCAUGCUUAUUCUCCUCCAGGAACUCAUGUACCGCACCUAUGUCGAAUGCGAAGGCAAGCCACCCCGUCGCGACCAAAUUCCCAAGCCAUGUGAUCAUUUCGACUUGAUCGCGGGUACCGGCACCGGCGGUCUCAUCGCCCUGAUGCUCGGUCGUCUCCGCCUCGACCUCGAGACCUGCAAAGAGGUCUACGUGCGCAUGACGCGCAAGGUAUUUGAGACUGAUAAAACUAUCGCUGGUAUUCCAUACCGCUCGACGCUGUUCAAGGCUUCCAAGCUCGAGGAGGCGAUUCGGGAAUGCGUGCGGGAACAUACAGUCUUCGAGGCCGAGGGCAAUGACACGCCGAAUGCCAACGCGCGUAAUUCCAUUGCCAGCCUGCCGUAUAGUCCGAACUCUGUUCCUCAGCGUUCUAUCAGUCGGGGGAGCUUUAGCACUUCUGCUGCUUCCCAUCCGAUGUCCCCGACUAGCCAGCGAGGCUCUGCUUUUAUCAAUGGUCUGCGCUGGGGUAACCCUGAUGCGCUACUUUACGAUAGUCGAGAGUAUCGUACCAAGACUGCUGUCACUGCUCUUUACAAGGGCACGCCGCGCAAAGGAACGGCCGUGCUUCUGCGCUCCUACGAUUCCCGCAGAGAACCCCCACCUGAAUUUGACUGCACGGUCUGGCAAGCAGGCCGUGCGACUUCUGCCACCGGUCUUGCUUUCAAGCCAAUUCAGAUUGGUCAACAUGUCUUUAUCGAUGAAGGCCCGGGCACAUAUAACCCGGCGCCGCAGAUUCUUGACGAGGCUGUGGUGAACGAGUGGCCAGGUCGGGAAGUUGGUGUCUUUAUCAGUGUUGGAACAGGAAAGCGACCCGCUGGUACCAACAACCGACAGCAUGAAUGGUGGGAGGAUUUCUUCGGCGAUGCGCUCGGUACUUUCGCCGAGGCACGUCGUCGACUAAUCACCAAGAUCGAAGGCUGCGAGGACAUUCACAAUGAAAUGCUAAGAGAUCGACUGGCCAAACGCAAUGUUCCCGAGGAUAAUUACUUCCGGUUGAACGUUGAAGUUGGUGUUGGCGAGUUUGGCAUGAAUGAAUGGAACCGGUUGGCUGAUAUCAGCACAAACACACGUCAAUAUCUGGCCAAGCCUGAAGUCAAGAAGAUGAUUCUAGAUGCUGGUGUCCGAUUUGCUAAGAUCGAUCGCAUGAACCGCCGUCUGGCAAACCAUGCUGCGGCUGGCGGUGACCGUGACGACCUGUCCUUUGAUCUUGAAACCGAAGAGCUUACGAUUUCUUCUCCCGUUCAACAAUCAUACGUGCCACCUCCCCAGCACUUCGCUGUCGAGUUGCCCGCAGAACUCCCUGCUGAUCCCAUUGAUUUUGCCCAUCACCCUACAUCAGCACCUCCCCCGAUUCCUACUAGUGUGACUGUCUCCCCGCCGGAUGACUCGUUACCUGCCCAUCCCACGCCACUUGAUAACAUGCCUACCUCCCCAAGGCAAUCCAGCGAGGGUCUCAAUUAUCGUCGAAGCUAUGAUCAGGGUCGUCCGAGCUCGCAACAACAAGGCUCUCCCCACCGCAGUGAUGAGCACUUUGCAACAUUCAACGGGCCACCACCCGUCCCUCCCAAAACACCCAUUCCAUAUCCAUCGCAAGAUGAGGGUGGUGUAGCUAUGCCCGCACCUUUGUUUUCCCACGGUUCCUCUGGCAGCAAGGUCCGACCUCCUUAUCCCGUUGAUGAGUCUCCCCCAGUGGUCAACAGACAACGCAAACCCAGCUUCCAUGUGCGGUAA
Molecule: messenger RNA, 1860 nt
Organism: Penicillium antarcticum
Lineage: Eukaryota; Fungi; Ascomycota; Eurotiomycetes; Eurotiales; Aspergillaceae
Product: putative Patatin-like serine hydrolase
Exons: 3
Coding region: 1-1860 (619 amino acids)
Biological process (GO): arachidonate metabolic process
Cellular component (GO): membrane
Source: RefSeq, a predicted model, not a curated record